Messenger RNA from Rhinichthys klamathensis goyatoka, 1952 nucleotides. It is a transcript of the gene fyrd1, whose product is annotated as transforming growth factor beta regulator 1. The coding region runs from base 190 to 1821 and encodes 543 amino acids. The record is from RefSeq and is a predicted model, not a curated record. Gene Ontology annotation, biological process: regulation of DNA-templated transcription; regulation of cell cycle. Gene Ontology annotation, cellular component: nucleus. NCBI's taxonomy places the organism in Eukaryota, Metazoa, Chordata, Actinopteri, Cypriniformes, Leuciscidae. The transcript has 15 exons.
CCCCCGGAAACAUAAACGGUUCACUUAAUCGAUCAGUGGUUCCCAUGCGCACUGAACAAAAAUGCUAAAUCAAACAUGUCAGCAAAUUGAAGAUCAGAAGCAUUUUUAUUAUGUCCUGCACAGCAUGAGUACUGUAAUAAACAUCGAGUAAGAUUACAGACCUGGAGGUAAAGCUCAGAUCGGGCAGGGAUGGAUUCGCUGAACUUUGAGUCAGAGAUGGAGGCGGAUGGGCAGGGCAGUUAUUCUCUGUUUCCAGCGCUGGACAGCAUGAACAGCCUGACUGGAGCCGCCGAGAGUCUCGACGCUGAAACCCCCAGUGAGGUUGCAGAAAAACCGAACCUCACAUGGCUCGAUGCUGCUCAGAUUGUUCUGGAAGAGGCUGGGCGGCCCAUGCACAUCAAGGAGAUCAAGCAGCGGAUCAUUGAUCGUGGACUGGUGCAGUCAAAUGCAAAGUCGAGCCUUGAGGCAGUCAUGUAUCGAGAGACACAGAAAGGCAGCAGACGCUUCAAGAGGAUUGAGAGCAGAAAUGGAGUUUUUGCGCUGUUGACUGAUGAGGAGAGACAGCAUGCGUUGCAGGCGUUUUCUGCUCAGUCGACCUUCUCCAGUUCAGGGUCCGGUUCGUCGCUGGGACACCUUCCUUCUCCCACAAGCCACACUGAGUCCAGGCCUAAGGUCAGGAAAGGUCCUCGCAAGAACCAAAAUGAGAAGUACCGACUGAAGUACAUCCGUCUGCGCAAGGCUGCCCGUUCCAUGAUAUUUGAAAACGCAGCACUUUAUGAUGAGAUUGCUCACCUGGAAGAGAAGUUUGUCCGGGCAAAAGAAGAAAGGAGAUUCCUGCUGAAGUCUUUGUUGCAGUUUCAGUCUCUGUCUGAAGGAGAGGCCGUCCCGACUCCCAGCUGCAGCACACACACACACACACCCGUCACUAUGAGCUCCAGCACACCAGGGGGCGCUGCUCUACCUGUGAGCCAAAGCCAGACCCCUGGACUCUCAGCAUCUGAAGACUGCCUUUUGAAGAAACCCAAAAAAGAACGAAAAGAGAGAGGAAGAGAGACCGGCAGGGAAGAAUUCAUGAAGAGGAUUUGUAAGAGGAGGAAGGUUGCAGAGGGAGGAGUGCGUAAGCUUGUUCAGCCCAUCUCGCUGGACUCUUCCGGGAGACCACUCUUUCCCAUCGUCCUCGGUGGACUGACCGUGUACAGUCUAGGAGAGAUCAUCACAGACAGGGCUCUGUUUCACGACGACACUGCUCUCUAUCCUGUGGGCUUCUGCAGUACCAGAGUUUUCGCCAGCAUGAAGAACUCUGAUCAGAAGUGUCUCUAUACCUGCCAGAUCAAAGAUGGUGGCCAGGGUCCACAGUUUGAGAUCGCACCAGAGGAUGACCCACAGAAUGCAAUCGUUGCUUCAUCUGCGCUCUCCUGCCACACAAACCUGCUCAAAGCCAUCGCCGCCCGCAGUGCCAAACCCCUGAUCAACGUUGUCCCGUCUGGAGCAGACUUUUUUGGUUUCUCUCACCCCACCAUUCAGAACCUGAUCCAGAGCUGUCCCGGGGCUCGCAAGUGCAGCAAUUAUCAGUGGGUGCGUUUCGAGGUUUGUCGGCCUGGGGACGGACAGGUGGCACAUGGCCUUUCAGAAGAUGAUGCGUCUGUGAACUUUGAGUCGUUUCAGCGAGUGCAAAGCUGUGAGGAGAGCCUGACCAAUCAGAACCUUCCGGCAGAACACAGCAGCACAGUGCGACCGCUACAGGCCACCAUCUCCUCGUCUCUCCUGCUGAGCUCGGCCGCGCUGCACAACACAUCUGUCACUGCUCUCUCCAACACUUGAGCUGAUUCAAACUCCUGUCUGAGCUUCACUUUCCAAUCGAGGAUCACUUCAUAUAUCCAGAUGGGUCCUGUUUACAGAAGUACAACUGAAUCAUGGAUUCGUCAUUUGACACUCAGAUCUGCAUUAUGAAA